Molecule: messenger RNA, 1238 nt
Organism: Parasteatoda tepidariorum (common house spider)
Lineage: Eukaryota; Metazoa; Arthropoda; Arachnida; Araneae; Theridiidae
Product: BTB/POZ domain-containing protein 9
Molecular function (GO): protein binding
Source: RefSeq, a predicted model, not a curated record
CGCCUACUUUGAUCAAAGUACUUUGAUCGUGUCAACCCGCCUUCCUUCUCUCUAUACGUACUAUUCAGGGUACAUAAUUUCACUUUCACUUUAAGCUGAAGAUAUUUAUUACAAGUUUAAUAACAUACCGAAUCGUUAGAAAUAAGUGGUUUAUUAUCGAAAUAUAAGAUGGUACUAUUGUCUGCCAGCAACGCUUCACCGGAAGAAGAACAAGAGCCAUGGCAGACGAAAGUUAUUUCACUUGCUGACGGUAUUCGCCACAUAUGUGCAAAUGAAGAAUUUUACGAUGUUAUAUUUAAUGUUAGAGGUCAUAAAUUCAAGGGUCAUCGUCUUAUCCUAGCAGCUAUGAGUCCCAAAUUUAAAAAUAUGCUUCUCAAACCUGACUCUCCUAGUGAAUUCCAUGAUUCAAGUUCUAUAAUUGGAUUUCAAAUUUUAUGGAGAUUUAUUUACACUGAUGAAUUGGGAACUACAAAACAAAAUGAAAUACUGGAAGCUUAUCGAGUGGCUAAGGCUUUUGAGCAGUCACAACUAGUUGAAAAGUGUGAGGAAGUUAUUGGAUCUAUGGAAAUAUCUGUGGAAAAUGUUUCCUCUAUGCUCAAUCAAGUGCCUGAUAUUGAUUUGUUGAGAGAACGGUGUCUUCAGUUCAUCAGUCUGAACAAUGUUGAUGUGUUAAAUUCUGCUGAUUUUCUGAAGGCUACGCCUAAUACACUUCAAGAUAUUUUUAGGCACAAUUGUCUUGCCGAUGUUCCUAUUCUGACACUUCAGAGCAACAUCCUACGUUGGGGCUGCAAUCAGUUUCCUGAAAUGGAAGAUUAUAAGCUUGUAAGAGACCUUCUGAUGAAUAUAAGGGUCCUUGGAAAAUUGAAAAUACAUAAGUUAAAGGCGGAGGAUUUAGCUGAAUUAACGAUUCAAUAUCCCGAGCUCUUAACUUCAAAGGAAUAUCAAAAGUUCAACGUUCACGUUUUUAGGCCAGACUACCCUUUGCCUGAAUGGUGUGAUUUAAAUGAUUAAGAAAAUUUUUCUGACGAUUCACCUCAUUUUUGUUAGUUUUGAUAAAUAUUAGAUGUAGUGUAAUCUUUAUUAUAAUAGAUAUCUUGCCUGUGGAAUAUUUUUUUCUCUUUAUGUAAUUAAUUUCAUGUUUGUUCUUAUUUUAUGAUAAAAAUAUAUCAUGCUAUGUUACAGUUUGCUUGUACCAGUUAUUAUCAGGAUUAAUAAAAGAAUUUAAUAAAAAAUUAAAA